UGUGUGUGUCGGUGCUGCUGGAUUCCGGUGGUAAUACUGUUUGUUUGUUGAUACAGUUCGAGCGACCCUGGCUGUGCGGGGGCCACCGGAGGGAGCAGUGUGUUAGGUCGCCGGAGGAUUAGGUCGCCGUUGUUUAGGUUUGUUUUGUUUUUUUGGGUGAAACAUGGCGGCGGUGGGGAUGGGGCUGAGCGGCCCGGCGGUGGCCCGGCUUGAGGGCCGCGAGUUCGAGUACCUGAUGAAGAAGCGCUCGGUGACGGUGGGCCGGAACUCCUCUCAGGGCUCGGUGGAUGUGAGCAUGGGCCACUCGAGCUUCAUCUCCCGCAGGCACCUGGAGCUCUUCACCGCCGGGGACGACGACGACGAUGAAGAGGAGGAGGAGGAGGACUUCUACCUGCGCUGCCUCGGCAAGAACGGGGUGUUCGUGGACGGAGUGUUUCUGCGGAGAGGGGCUCCUCCGCUACAGCUGCCCCGAGUGUGCACAUUCCGUUUCCCCAGUACGAGUAUAAAGAUCACGUUCACGGCGUUGGGGCGGGGCAAGAAGGACGCGAAGGAGGCGGAGUCUCCGGUGAAGGCGGUGCAGCCUCAGAUCUCCCCGCUGUCAAUCAACAUCCCGGAUAACAUCGCACACCUGAUGAGCCCUCUGCCCUCGCCCACCGGCACCAUCAGUGCGGCGAACUCGUGUCCAUCGAGCCCUCGCGGCGCCGGUUCCUCGGGGUACAGACUCGGCCGCAUGGUGUCCUCAGACCUGCACCUGAUCAAUGACACCUCUCACUCAGAGAUGGAUAAAGACGCAUCAGGUGGAGACAGUCCCAAAGACGACUCCAAACCUCCAUACUCGUACGCUCAGCUGAUCGUCCAGGCCAUCACGCUCGCCCCGGACAAACAGCUCACACUCAACGGCAUCUACACACACAUCACCAAGAACUACCCCUACUACAGGAGCGCAGAUAAGGGCUGGCAGAACUCGAUCAGACACAACCUGUCCCUGAACCGGUACUUCAUCAAGGUGCCGCGCUCGCAGGAGGAGCCGGGGAAGGGUUCGUUCUGGAGGAUCGACCCGUCCUCAGAGGGGAAGCUCAUCGAGCAGGCCUUCAGGAAGCGCAGACCUCGGGGAGUGCCCUGCUUCAGGACCCCGCUCGGACCUCUCUCCUCCAGGAGCGCCCCAGCGUCACCCAGCCACUCUGGCGUUCUCUCUGCCCACUCCAGUGGCGUCCAGACCCCAGACAGCCUGUCGCGAGAGGGCUCGCCUGUUCCCUCAGAGACAGACCCCGCCCCUGCUCCGCCCCCUGUCCACUCUGCGGCCAUCCAGCCCAAAAUCGCUGUGAUUCAGGAGGCUCACCUUGCUCAGGCCACGCCCGGUUCUCCAGUGAGCAGUGCUCCAGUGCUGAUAGCGGUCCAGAGACCCGUGGUGUUCACCUCCUCGUCCUCGUCUUCUUGCUCGUCCUCCACGGUGGCCCCUCAGACCCUGAUGCAGACGCUCCACGUCCUCCAUCAGAUCCCUGUCAGCGCUGCUAAACCUCCGCACGCACCGCAGGAGAACGGAGCCACGAACUCGGAGGGAAAAGUGAAAGUUGAAGCCGUUCCCACCAUCACUCACACCUCCAUAGGCUCGGCCAAUCGGAUCAUACAGGGCGGCGUGGCCACGCCCCUCCAGACGGUCACCAUCGUGCAGCAGGCGCCGCUGGGUCAGCACCAGCUGCCCAUCAAAACCAUUGUGCAGAACGGCACACACACGCUGCCCAUCGCUACGGCCAGCACGGUGUCCAGUCCGCUCCACCUGUUAGCGGCGCACGCCUCCGUCUCCGCGUCCCUGCCCACUAAACGACAGAACGGAGAGAGCGAGCCGCUGGAGAGCAAACGACAAAAAACAGAGGAGCAGCAGCAGCGUGUCAUCUCCUCCUCCGACCCGAACGGAACGGCCAACAUGGACACGCCCACCGCCGCCGCUGCCAGUCACGACUAGGCAUUAACGAAACCCCAGCCCCCCAUUUUUUUUUUUCUCCUUUAGCUCCACCUCUCACUGUCUGUCAUAUUUACCUCCUUCUCUCUCUCUCUCUCUGUUCCCAUGUCCAUUAUUUACAGAUUUCAAUACAAAACUAAAAAAAAAAAAAAAAAACACCCUCAAACGGACGUCCCGGACCAUCUCUGAAGUCGUAACCAUGCCCACUUGUUGGCUCCGCCCACCUGCCUGCUGUAAGGGACUUCUAUUCCGUUCACGCCGAGGGGCGUCAUGUCACGUGUCCCGUGUUUCCUGUUUCAUACCAAACACGCUGUGUUCAGCGCAUAUUUAUAUAUUUAUACACACACACACACAUACAUAUAUAUAUAUAUAUAUAUAUAUAUAUAUAUAUAUAUAUAUAUAUAUAUAUAUACACACACACACAAGAGCUGGGCGAUAUGAAUAAUACCACCUAACAGACCACAGUACACAUCAAUCCGCACAUGACGUUUCGAUUUUUUUAAACCCGUUAAGAUCAAUUAAUCAGUUUACGCGAUUGAAACAAAGAGCUGAUUAACAAGUCAACACACUCACACACACUCUCUCUCUCACACAUACACAGACUAUUUUUUCGCUUUAUUUGUCUUGCAUCUUUUUUCUCUUAGUUUUCCCUAAAAAGCGGUAGGUUAUGAUGUCAUCAUAUUGCCCAGCUCCAACACACACACUGACACACACAUGUCCACAGCCAGCCACGACUCCCAUCUGAGAGCCCACCUGUCCCUCCCUCUCUCUCUCUCUCUCUCUCUCUCUGUGUGUAAGAGAGAGAGAGAUAGUAAAGCGAGUACACACACACAGGAGAUAUGCAGUAUUUUGUCAGGUGGAGCACACAUUUUUACAUUUUUUUGUUUGUUUUUUGAGGAUGUUUAUAGACACGAAUUUCCAUUGGAUUACAUGUUCUCCAGAACAGCCUCAGAGGAUGUCUGAAUCGCUCGUCUUCAUGUUCGUUUAGGAAAAUAAUUUUCUUUUUUUUUUUCUUUUUAAAAAUAAUUCUAUAUUGAAUUAAUUGUUAGGUUUUUUUUUUUCAAGUCUGAGUCUGUUUUCUUCUUUUAUACAUAAGAACGAUGUUCGAGAUGUGAUUUCACAGAGCUCUUGCGCAUCCUGAUAAUAACGACACACACCACAGCCAUGUUCAGGAUUUAGACUUCACCCAGCAACCGAACGACCUGCUCCAGAGUACUCACAUGUUGAUUGUAUGUGUCCCUGAGAAUGAAAGUAUGAGAAAAGAAGAAGAAAAAAAAAAUCUUUUUUUGUUCUGCUACAUUGGGAAAAUGCUUCUUUUUUUAUAUAAAUUAAUUUAAACCUUAAA
Molecule: messenger RNA, 3305 nt
Organism: Clarias gariepinus (North African catfish)
Lineage: Eukaryota; Metazoa; Chordata; Actinopteri; Siluriformes; Clariidae
Product: forkhead box protein K2-like
Exons: 9
Coding region: 164-1963 (599 amino acids)
Biological process (GO): regulation of transcription by RNA polymerase II
Molecular function (GO): protein binding; DNA-binding transcription factor activity, RNA polymerase II-specific; RNA polymerase II cis-regulatory region sequence-specific DNA binding
Source: RefSeq, a predicted model, not a curated record